UUGAGAAAGGCAUGCAUGGAAAGAAGAUACAGGAAGUGUGAGGAACCCGGACACACUAUGAAAGGCCCACAGACCAAGUGGCAACAUCUCCAAACUUGUCAGCACAAGAGGGUCGACACCGUAGUCCUGCCCUCCACACUCCAUCACGAGAUCUACAAGGACGAGGCUGUUUUUCCUCUCGCACCACAUCGAGCUGUCAGGCCGGAGAGAGACGGACGGACCUGCGCAGGUGUCCCAGACCCUCACAUCAUCCUGAUAUUUCACAUCAUCAUCACGUCUCUGAGCACAGUCAUGUCUGUUUCUGGGCUUCCUGCAGCCGGGUGUGUUUGUGUCCUGAGCCUCUGCGUCCUGCUGCUCUCUUCGGCUCGCUGCGGUCCGGUUUCUCCUCGCUCCACUCCUGGGGUUGUGGAUGAAGUGGACAUGCAGGAGGUCCUGGGUCAGUUUCUGCAGGUGUUGAACUGGACUGAUCAAGGGCCCCGGCCGAGGCCCCGCUCCGAACCGCCUGAGUACAUGCUGGAACUGUACGAUCAAUUCACGAGCGACCGCAGCGCCGCGCCGUCAGCAAACAUCGUCAGGAGCUUCAGGAAUGAAGAACACGGCUCACACGGCGAGAGCCUUCGGACGCACCGUCUCCUCUUCAAUAUCUCUGUCCCGCGGCACGAGCGUGUGGUCAGCGCCGAGCUGCGGCUUCACAUGCGUCUCAAGACAGACUCGCAACAGCGCAGCGGAGCAGGGUGGAGGGUGAGCGUGUUCGAGGGACGCGUCCAGAGAGAUCCACUGGCGACAAAACACCUGCAUCGCAGGGAGAGCGGCUGGGAGGUGUUCGACUUGACCAACGCCGUCCAGCACUGGAGGAAGAUCAACACUGUGACCCCCAGCCUGGAGGUGCGUAUCAAAAACCUGCAAGCGUUUAGGAAUACGAACGACUGGCCAGUGCUAGAUCUGGACUUUGACAGGGAUCUGGAUGGAAAACACGAGCCUGCACUGAUCGUCUUCUCAGACGACUCGAGUGAAGUCCGUCAGGAAGGCCAGAGUGAACUCAAAAGGAAGGAGAACCAACUCUGGAGGGAUGAGAGCGAGGAUCAAGACGAGACGCACUCAAACCUGAGAGUCCGGCGCAGCGCUAAAACAGAGGACUGCAGGAAAGCCGAGAUGUACGUGGAUUUCAAAGACAUCGGCUGGGACUCGUUCAUCCUGGCUCCGUCGGGUUACCAUGCGUUCACCUGCCGCGGAGCGUGCAAUUAUCCUCUGGCUCGGGAAGUGACGCCCACCAAACACGCCAUCGUCCAGACGCUGCUCAAUCUGAAGAGUCCUCAGAGAGCGGCGCAGGCCUGCUGCGUCCCCACCGAGCUCAAGCCCAUCCCCCUGCUGUACGAGAACGAGAACGGCGUGGUGGUGUUGAAUAAUAAAUACGAGGGCAUGGUGGUGAAGGAAUGCGGAUGCAGAUAGAAACACCGGAAGAAAAGACUGAAACCACAUGUGAAUCCUCAUCAACUAAAACACACACGUGCUGCUUCAUGAACCAAACAUUCAGAAUCUUUGCGCUCCUAACAGCUUUUUAUUUAGGCCUCAUGUAUAUUUAUUAGUUGUACAUUAGUUUUUUAUUGUAAUAUACAACACACUGCUUUGGGGUGUUUAAUCAUUUGUCACUUAAAAUGAGAGAAAUUCAGACUAAACCUGCUGGAUUUGAGCUUUGCAUUUAAAAAAAAAAAAAAUUUUUAUACAUAGGGUGUUUUUGCCAUAGAAGAGUUAUUUUUAGUUCAGUCUCCACUUCUUUAAAGAAAUGUUUUUUUUUUU
This is a messenger RNA of Carassius carassius (crucian carp), 1797 nucleotides long. RefSeq names its product bone morphogenetic protein 10-like. Gene Ontology annotation, biological process: SMAD protein signal transduction; BMP signaling pathway. NCBI's taxonomy places the organism in Eukaryota, Metazoa, Chordata, Actinopteri, Cypriniformes, Cyprinidae. The transcript has 2 exons. Gene Ontology annotation, cellular component: extracellular region. Bases 16 to 1449 code for a protein of 477 amino acids. The record is from RefSeq and is a predicted model, not a curated record. Gene Ontology annotation, molecular function: cytokine activity; growth factor activity.